Molecule: messenger RNA, 6194 nt
Organism: Erpetoichthys calabaricus (reedfish)
Lineage: Eukaryota; Metazoa; Chordata; Cladistia; Polypteriformes; Polypteridae
Product: liver-expressed antimicrobial peptide 2-like
Exons: 3
Coding region: 122-394 (90 amino acids)
Biological process (GO): antimicrobial humoral immune response mediated by antimicrobial peptide; defense response to bacterium
Source: RefSeq, a predicted model, not a curated record
GAGGCAGGAGCACAAAGAUAGGUUUGCUACAAUUGAUUGAGAAGCCCGAAAAGGGGGAACAGAAAAACUGCAUUUCAGCUGCCCUUAGGCUCCAAAGCAUUUCCAGCUUUAUUUCUUCAAGAUGCAUACAGAGACAAUCACCUUUCAGAUUGUAGUUGUGUGCAUUGCAUUGCUAAUGGUCAGCCAUCAGAUUUCAUCUAUUCCAAUCCAGUCUCAGCUAUCCAAAUCCAGAUCAGAAAGCCUGAAGGUCCUGCACAGGAUGGCACGCAUGACCCCCCUCUGGAGAUCAAUGGGCAGCAAGCCUCAUGGGGCAUAUUGCCAUGACCACCAUGAAUGUUCCACUAAGAUGUGCAGCAAUGGGCACUGUUCGCUUAGCCAGCCACACAAAUUAUAGAAGACUCCCGGAGAAGACGAGACCGACAGUUGCCGGGCUACAUUCCCAAUGGCUUCAUUCCUUGAAAUCCUUCAAUGUAGCUGUAGUGCAUACUGUAAGCUGAAGAUCUGCCUGCCUGUGACUUGACUACAAGGACUUCGACUGAAGGACCUCGAAAGCAAAGAAACACGACUAAUACAUGACCUGAUGUGCACACAAUGAACAGAAAUCUCCUCCUUUUAUUGGCAAUGUCGGGUGUAUAAUCGAUUUCAAUCUGCUCGCUGCCUCACCCUUAUAGUUCAAAUCUGGCGGGCAAAUUGUCAGCGGGAACUCCGCGUAUACCCGCGAGAAGGCUUCUCAUUUUACAGCUUGAUCUUUCAGUUAAAGGCAGUCGGAUGCUGUCCACCGCAAAAAAAAAAAAAAAAAAAGCGAUGCUACUUUGCAAAUAUACUUGACUUCGUUGAAAUCUUAGACCUACUUGUUAUAAAAUGAAUAUUUCAACAAUAGUAAUCAACACAUAACAACGAAGGUAAUGUGUUAAAGACAUAGCUGGAUUUGGGGGUCUAAAAUACCAUAUCACAUCCGAACGACUUAGUUGGUAAUCAGUACUUGAUGACAUAUCAGUUACAUGCUUUUGUGUAGGUGGUUAAAAUAUUCAAAAUGAAAGAUGCGACACAGAUUAUGGGCCGAUAGAAAUAAUCAGAUAUACAUAACAUGCAUCCUAAUCACUCAAAUAGUACCUGUAAUUUAAAUGGAAUUAAAGAACCUGUAUUUUCAGAGUUGGACAGAUUUCCUUAUCUGGAUUUUUUAAAAAUUGAGACGAGUCAUGAGCUUGAGAUGUGUGCGUCAAGAUAGCGGUAUUUGAGUUUAGUGGAAGCGAGACGGCACCAUUCGCGACAUCUGAUAUGUGUCUCAGUCUACGAAGUGUUGUGACUAAACAGCCAGCGGGAGUCACAGCGGCCUUACUCAGCUGGUUCGAGACGCCGAAGGACUGCUCGUUUUUUUCUCGUUUGUGUUAACCACUUAUUGCCGUAAGCUGUAAACAGAAAUUUAUUAUUGAUGAAUCUUUCUGAACGGAAACGCAAAGUUAACUCUUAGGUGUCUUUGGAGGAAAAAAAAAUCUAAAUAUUUGAUUCGUUAUCUAUAGUUGUAACUAUAAUUUUAAAUCCUUUAUAAAAUAUUGUAUUCCUCCUUUAUAAUUUUUUAUUUGCAAAUACAUUUGCUGUAUGACUUGUGAUUUGUGUUUAAGUGGAAGUAGUAACUGUGUUUAAGUGAUUUGUGUUUAAGUGGAAGUAGUAACUGCAUGUAAAACAGGGACUGAUUUCAUCCUAAAGGCCAAUAUUCACCAAUUUUUGCCUUUUCCAUUUAUGUUCAAGCCAAAAAACAUGUGCUUAGAUGGUACCUAUUCAUCCGUUUUCUUAAUAGAUAGAUAGAUAGAUAGAUAGAUAGAUAGAUAGAUAGAUACUUUAUUAAUCCUAAGGGGAAAUUCACAUACUCCAGCAGCAGCAUACUGAUAAAGAACAAUAUUAAAUUAAAGAGUGAUAACAAUGCCGAUAACAAUGCAGGUAUACUGGCUGUGCUACUUCAGAAUCAUGAUUGGCGGUGCUUAUCCCAGCAGAAAUGGGUGCAAAGCGGGGGUGUCAUGAACAUAUAUGGGCCCCGUGGGCACAAAGUCUGAUUGUCACGGAUCCCCUCGUUUCAAAUCAGAAGGGAUAUUGAAUUCCACGUGGCACAGAUAUCAAGGGUCACAUGGCUUAAGCCAUGUGAGUACCGUUAUCCGAUGCAUCUUUUUACCGAAAAAUGGUGCACUAACGGGACAGAACAUAUCUCACCUAAUCCAGUUCAGAAGCUUUGGUUGAAUCAUCCCUAUGGGUCUCCAAUCCAUCAGACUGCCAGCACUGGCUCACAGGGCACAUUCGCAGUAUCAUCACGCGUACCUCUUUGGGGAUGUGGGAAGAAAAUGGGGCGUCUGAUUAAAAGCCGACGUACACACCUUUGGUUGAGCUUGGCUAAAACCUUUAAAUUCAUACAAGCUGACUGUUACCCACAGAUGAUUCAUCCUUUUGCUGCACGUGUUCCAAGGAUAAUUAGAGAUUAUUUAUGUCUGGAAAGUAAAGGGAAUCGUGUAACAGGUUUUGGUUUAACGAUAAUGUCAUAACAUAAAGAAAGAAAGAAAGAAAGAAAGAAAGAAAGAAAGAAAGAAAGAAAGAAAGAAAGAAAAGAAAGAAAGAAAGAAAGAAAACUGGAACCACAAAGACGAUAUGCUGCAAAUAAUCCAAUUUUGGAAAUACUGAUUGCAAUAGAUAAAUAAGUGGAGUAGUGAAUAUAGUUGUCAAACCCCUCAAAUGUCUCGGGUAAGUAAAAAGAAAGAGAGUCGAAAGCGUGUUAACGGCCAAAACUGUGAAGAAGAUGCCCCCGACAUUCCAAGGUAUGUCGUGAACAUGUAUUAGGUUAUGAAAAUUAGUUCCCUGUCAGAGUUAUGAAUUUCUUUAAAGGUCACUUAAAUAUAAAUUAUUUCUUAAUGAUUCCGUGCAGUUCCAUGCAGUAUUUCCUCGAAUGAUCUUGCGCAUAAGGAUGUGAAGGUUAUAAACACUUAAUUAUUAAGACGUAUUUCUUGUUUAUCGUAGGCAGUUUUUUCAUCCAGUAAAUUCUCAACUUUUUCAUCUGAAUAAGAUUGCAAGAUUCUAUGAGGCAAAAGUCACGUACAGAAGGCGCACGUUUUCAGUUAAUCAGUGUAAAGCUGAAUUGACGUAAAAGAUGUCGCAAUCUGCCUCUAAAUAGUAUGUCGAUCCGUUUCAAGUAAUACAGCGUGCUGAAUUAGCUAGUUUCAGGUCUCUGCAAUUUACAUAUCCAACACUUACAGUAUUUCGGUAAAGCAUUUUAUGAUGACGUUACAGAUGAAUGACACUAAACAGAAAAUGACUGAUGGUCAACCUAAAAUGACCUGCACGCGAUACAUUGUAAUUGGGAUAUGGUGUAUGUUUCUUGGGCGGCACGGUGGCGCAGUGGGUAGCUCUGCUGCCUCGCAGUUGGGAGACCUUGGGACCUGGGUUCGCUUCCCGGGUCCUCCCUGCGUGGAGUUUGCAUGUUCUCCCCGUGUCUGCGUGGGUUUCCUCCCACAGUCCAAAGACAUGCAGGUUAGGUGGAUUGGCGAUUCUAAAUUGGCCCGGGUGUGUUCGUGUGUGUCCUGCGGUGGGUUGGCACCCUGCCCGGGAUUGGUUCCUGCCUUGUGCCCUCUGUUGGCUGGGAUUGGCUCCAGCAGACCCCCGUGACCCUGUGUUCGGAUUCAGCGGGUUGGAAAAUGGAUGGAUGUAUGUUUCUUAUAAGAACAGUAAUACAGUAAUAACCUACACAUCAAAAAUCCUUUCCGUCACAAUUCGAAUCCUUCGGCUACAGGGGGUCUUAAAGUAUUCUACAAGUAGCAGACGCAUUGCCUGCACAACCUGAACGCCAAUUAGUUUUGGAGUGUAAAUCGCUCAAACUGCAUUAAUUAUACAAGCAUGAAGUUAACAUGUACAUCUUCGGCCUGUGACAAGAAAGUCACAUGACGAAGAAAGGCCAGGAAUCACGACAUACAUAGGGCCUAUGGCAGCCCACACUAUAAAAAAAUCAAGGUGCCAAAGAUUCUGUUUUCUCCACAUAUUAGGAAUCUUUUCAAAGCCCAAAGAACCAAUUUUAUAUGUAAAGACCCCUUUCCAAAAUGCAAUGGGUAUUUUUAAAGUAAUGGUUCAACGAGGAACCAUUCUGCUCAAUAAAGCCGUAUAGUGUGCAAACAACCAUUAUUUUUAAGAGUGCAUGUUGCGGUGUAAGUGCUGUGGUGGUAGGCAACACCACAUUAUUAGUAGGCUAUUCUACAGAUAACCAUUCGACAUAUUGUACGGCGUAUUGUGAAACAAAGGACAAAAUCGUACACCAUUUCCCCAUCCAUAUUCAGAACAGCAUAAGCCAUAACAGAAAAAGCCUUUAUUGAUGACAAGCGUGUUUGGAUACUUCAUAAAGAAGCUCCCCCAUACUCGAAAAACGUGUACAUGUUGGGCCUGAUUGGCAUGAUACAUUGAACCUGUGAAUGUCAGUGUGCCUCAUGAACUAGGGCAGCGUUUCUCCACCUUUAAGUAUUUGCGACCCGAGUUUUCAUAACAGUUUUAAUCGCGCCCCCCUACCGUUUUUUUGAAAGGAGCCCACUAAUACCAAUUUGUUCUUUUUUAAUUAAUGAUAUAUCAUAGAUGCAUAUUUUAUUAUACCUACUUAACUUUUAUCGACGUUUAUCUAACUCUAUAUUUAUUUUUCUAGUAUCAAAAUGUAGUUUAAGUUAAUUUGUUUUGGUUUCAAUAGAUGUAUUUUUCAUAUUUUCAAUUCUUGUUUUCUUUUUUCACAUCUUCGCGCCCCCCUAGGGGUGCCCGCCCCACAGGUUGAGAACCACUGAACUAGGGUUUUAUUUAGGACUACUUCCACUUUGCCCUCAUAAUGCCGGAAUAAACGUCGACUUCCGAGAUUGUAUAUUUAAUGGAAUUCAGCCGGCUCAAUUUUCUUAGACAAUAAGCACUCUUUUCACUUUUCCAUAAGACUCUGUGCUAUCUGUACUGACGGCCUUUUUUACACGCGCAGAUGACUGCUUGCCUUUCUGUGUGAUCGCUUCUUGUGUCGAUUGUGCCUGUUCUUAGGUUAGUUAAGAUUCGCUCUGGAAGUUCCUAAAUCUAAAGAUCUGCGCUUAUGUUGCUCUGUCCAGCAUACGGGGUGGGCAUUGUAAUGGAUUGGCAUCCCGUUCUUGCCGGUAUUCGUUCUGGAUCUCUGCGAGUUUGUUGUGUAAAACAAAGUUCAGAAAAUGGGUCUUGCUUGAACAUUGCUGUUAUAAUGAUAAUAAUAGUAAUAAUAAUGUUAGGUGAACUGGCUAUCCUAAAUUGUCCCUAGUGUGUUAGGUGUGUGGCUGUGUGUGUGUGUGUGCCCUGCGGUGGGCUGGUACCCUGCCCUGGGUUUGUUUCCUUUGUGUUGGCUGGGAUUGGCUCCAGCAGACCCCCGUGACCCUGUAGUUAAGAUAUAGCGGGUUGGAUAAUGGAUGGAUGGAUAAUAAUAAUAAUAAUAACAACACGUGUUAUUAUUAUUGGACUUGUAAUUUGUAUUUGUAAAAAAAUAUAUUCAUGAUGUGAAAAAUGCGAGUCGUUUCCAGCAUAUCGGUGUUUGACACCACACUAGAUGCUUUGGUACUUUUAAUUAUUGAAAUAGUAACACUGACACAUUGUCCGUUUUCCAUAUUUGUAGGAAUUUGUCUAACCAUGCAGAACAUUUCGUACUCACGAAUACUGGCAAACAAAGACAAUAAGACAUCUGGAAACAUCAAAUGUAAUUUUUACUGAGAUUAUGAAAAGCGUUGGUAAUGGCUUUAGUUAGGUGCCACUGGGUAUUUGUGGCAUGAUGUCAUUUUAUACUUUAUACUUUAUAGCUUGCUUCUCCCCUUUAAGCCGAUUCUAAAAAUCGAAAUAAGUCCGGCAUCUGAAAGCCCCACUGAGCUGGUGCGCUUCUUAAUUAAUGGUAAACUAUGACCCAGCUCUGCUGGAGCUCUCAUUCCACCCGAGUAGACCCCUCUGUGCACUUUCAGAAAUUUUGAUGGUGUUAAACAAUUUUUUUUUUAUUUCAUUUCUGCUAACUUGUGACUGUUUGUGAAAUAAUUUAUUUUGCUUUGCUACUUUUAUAGAAGGAUUGUGUGCUUGUAUUUGUUGUGCUUGAAUGUCUAUUUUGGAAUCUAUUUUGUCUUCCAAAUACUUUCGUUUUACAGAUUGCUGUGUUCAGUAACCUUAUUAUAUUAUUAAAGCCAACUUUAAACAUC